This is a messenger RNA of Trifolium pratense (red clover), 1915 nucleotides long. RefSeq names its product indole-3-acetate O-methyltransferase 1-like. Gene Ontology annotation, molecular function: S-adenosylmethionine-dependent methyltransferase activity. The record is from RefSeq and is a predicted model, not a curated record. Gene Ontology annotation, biological process: methylation. The coding region runs from base 187 to 1338 and encodes 383 amino acids. The transcript has 4 exons. Lineage: Eukaryota; Viridiplantae; Streptophyta; Magnoliopsida; Fabales; Fabaceae.
GGGCCCUAUAGAAUAUAGUAGCCAACAUAUAAUUGAUUAUAUAAACUAUUCUCCUCCUUUGUCUAUAUAUAUAUAACUCUCUUUGCUCUCAUUUUAGCUAUCAUAGAGACCUUGAAAAAACAACUUAAAUAUAUUGACACAUACCUUCUUCCUCUAGUUAUUUUUACUUCAUCACAUCACUUAGUCAUGGGUGAUAAUGUUGUAGUGUCCAAUAUGAAGCUAGAACGCUUGCUUAGCAUGAAAGGUGGUAAAGGAGAGGCUAGCUAUGCCAACAAUUCUCAAGGACAGGCCAUACAUGCAAAGUCAAUGCUUCACCUUCUAAAAGAAGCACUAGAUGGAGUUGUCCUUCAUGACCCUAACAUACCAUUUGUAGUUGUGGAUUUGGGUUGUUCAUGUGGAAUCAACACUAUCAAUGUUAUGGAUGUGAUCAUAAAACACAUCACUAAACGUUAUGAAGCAUUAGGAUUCAAUCCACCUGAAUUCUCUGCUUUUUUCUCUGAUCUUCCAAGUAAUGACUUUAAUACCCUUUUUCAACUCCUUCCUCCAUUAGCCAACUCUGGUGUUAGUAUGGAAGAGUGUCUUGCUGCUAACAAUCACCGCUCGUACUUUGCUGCUGGUGUCCCCGGCUCUUUUUACCGGAGACUUUUUCCGGCUAGGUCGGUUGAUGUUUUUCAUUCUGCAUUUUCUCUGCAUUGGUUAUCUCAGGUACCAGAUUCUGUUCAAGACAAAAGGUCAAAUGCAUACAACAAAGGAAGAGUCUUCAUCCAUGGUGCUAGUGACAUAACAGCAAAUGCUUACAAGAAACAAUUCCAAACAGAUUUGGCAGGUUUUCUUAGCUCAAGAUCAAUAGAGAUGAAAAAUAAGGGGUCCAUGUUCUUGGUUUGUUUAGGCAGGACUUCAGUGGACCCAACAGACCAAGGUGGGGCUGGUCUCCUCUUUGGGACCCAUUUUCAGGAUGCUUGGGAUGAUCUUGUCCAGGAGGGGUUAAUUAGCAAUGAGAAGAGAGACAGUUUCAACAUUCCAAUUUAUGCACCAAGCCUACAAGACUUCAAGGAAGUGGUUGAAGCUAAUGGUUCAUUUUCCAUUAACAAACUUGAAGUUUUCAAAGGAGGAAGCCCGCUAGUGGUGAAUCAACCAGAUGAUGCAAGUGAAGUUGGAAGAGCUCUAGCCAACAGUUGUAGGAGUGUUUCUGGUGUUCUUGUUGAUGCUCAUAUUGGUGAUAAGCUUAGUGAGGAACUUUUCCUUAGAGUGGAGAAAAGAGCCACAAACCAUGGCAAAGAGUUAUUAGAGAAGCUUCAGUUCUUUCACAUUGUUGCAUCCCUUUCUUUUGAUCAGUGAAGGAGACAUAGAAAAGAGGGUUUGGAUUGUGUGACGUGUGACUGCACGUAGUUUGCCACAUCUAAGUCAUCUAAUCAAGAUGAGACGGUCUAAAUUUCAAUACAUUUCUUUUAAAAAUAUUUAAAAUAUUGAAAUUGAAAUUUAGAGUACCCUAUUUUGGUUGGACUAUUCAGUUGUGGUUCACCGUGUAAUCUCGUGAUUGCACACAACCCAAAUCAUGAGAAAAGAGCCUUUGAAUAUUACAAGACAACAAAGAAAAGGUCUUCUUUAGACUUUAGUUUUUUUUUUUCUUUCUUUAUUUUGUGUCUUAUUGUUGAUCUUAAUUAGUAGUUUCUAAACAUUAGUGUAUGUCUAGAUUUUGUGAAAGUUUUAUGGAUGGAAUGGAAUGAUGUGCCUUCUCUUAUGGUUAACAAGCUUGAGUGUUGAAGAUAUAUCCAUUUUAUGAUUAACAUGCAAUGUGUUUGUGUAUUGUAGCAAAACUAUUUAAUAGCCAAAUAUUUUAGUUAUGUGCACUUAGAAUUAAAAUGUGCAUACAUGGAUCUUGAAAUGUUACCUUCUCUUAUAUAUAAGAUAGUUG